Aspergillus vadensis CBS 113365 is the source of this 634-nucleotide messenger RNA. RefSeq lists its product as uncharacterized. The transcript is spliced from 2 exons. NCBI's taxonomy places the organism in Eukaryota, Fungi, Ascomycota, Eurotiomycetes, Eurotiales, Aspergillaceae. The coding region runs from base 91 to 534 and encodes 147 amino acids. The record is from RefSeq and is a predicted model, not a curated record.
AUUGCCUCUGCCUUCUAGCUUGCUUCUUCAUAGCUUCCCAACAUACCUACUACACUUUUCAAAGCUACCUCUCAAACAUCAUCUACCAUCAUGUCUGGAGUCUGGUACUGCUGCGAUUGCUCCUCUGGACCUCACCGGCUAGGCCUCGACGACACCUGCCUCCAGUGCGAUCAACCACGCUGCUCGAACUGCCACAUUGAUACUCAGGACACUGUUUCGCACCACUGUCACGAGUUGUCGCCAUACGCACACGCUCCAGCUCCCCAAAACUGUGAACUGUCGGGGAACCUUGUCGCAAAGAUGCCGUCCAUGUUGGGAUGUAACAAGUCCAUCCUCCGUGCAUCCUUACACCACAGCCAUGCAUUACAACAUGGCAUGCCUGGGGUCAACAGCCAGGACUCCCGGGGUACGGUCAGCCAUGGCAGCCUAUACUUCUGCUGCAAGUGUGGAGAUGGACCAAAGCUGUGGGACAACCAGCCGAGAUGUGUGAUCUGCGACCAUAACAUCUGCGCAUACUGCCAGCCGGCGAAAUAAAGCAUGAGAAUGGUGACAUGAAUUGAUGUCAACGCAUUGUUUGAUCUACGACCACCUAAUCCAUCGAUUGCGGGUACUUUAUCUGAGCGUUAUCGUUAUG